Messenger RNA from Nyctereutes procyonoides (raccoon dog), 1093 nucleotides. Its product is annotated as CD209 antigen-like protein 2. The record is from RefSeq and is a predicted model, not a curated record. NCBI's taxonomy places the organism in Eukaryota, Metazoa, Chordata, Mammalia, Carnivora, Canidae. The transcript is spliced from 8 exons. Bases 29 to 778 code for a protein of 249 amino acids.
CUGGAGAGGAGCAGGAGAGAAGAGGAGAAUGGCAGAGAUGUGUGACCCCAAGGAGCCGGGUGACCCGGAAGAGGAGAUGUUUGGGGGCCAGAGAACAACUAAAAAGUACACGGGACUACUCAGGAGCUCAAGGAGCUUGCCAGGGUGUCUGACCCAGGCCCAUCUGCCUCUGCUGCUGCUUCUCAUCUCUUUGGGUUUCUUCAUGCUCCUGGUGACCACCCUGGUUCAAGUCUCCAGGAUUCGCCAAUCCCUACAGAAAGAGACAUGGGACCAUCAGGAGAACCCCAGUCAAGUGGAUGUUUCUCAGAAGUGGACACGAUCAGACCUGGAUGAGAUCCUCCAGCAGCUAACCUGGAUGAAUGCCACCCUGGCUGGCCUGUGCCGCCCCUGUCCCUGGAAAUGGGAACUCUUCCAGGAAAGCUGCUACUUCUUCUCCCAGACCCAAAACACCUGGAAAGAGUCCAUCUCCGCAUGUCAGAACUUGAGGGCCCAGCUGGUGAUCAUCAAUAGCACUGAGGAGCAGAAAUUUCUGAAGUCUUGGAAUACGAGAAAUAACCAGCGCACCUGGAUUGGUCUCAGUGACCACCACAAUGAGGGUUCCUGGAAAUGGGUGGACAACACUCCCCUCCAACUCAGCUUCUGGAAAGAAGGGGAACCCAACAACCAUGGAGACGAGGACUGUGUAGAAUUGUACAGUGAUGGCUGGAAUGAUAACAAAUGUAGUACGGAAAACUUCUGGAUCUGCAAGAAGCCCUCGUCCCCCUGCCCUGGCCCCUGAGAGCCAUUGCUCUCCAGACCCCACCAGUCUCCAGAGAUCAGGCAGCCUGGGUAUGUGUUCUGCUGGUUUCUCUCUGGUCCCAUUCUUUCAGCUUCUCUCUCUGGUGAAUUCUAUCCUCCUCCUGCAUGGAGGUCUUUGAGAUCCAGAGAGAGAGAGAGAGAGAAAGAGAGAGUCUGAGGCCCCCCCCUUCUCUUUUAAGUUCUGUCUCUCCAUGGGCUGUAGACCUCUCCCCUCUUCUGUUGAUGGUCUCAGCCCCCCAGCCCCCCAUGACAUCCCCUUAAUAAAGUCGCACAUUGCAUCAUGUGCUCCUUUGAA